AUGCUCACCACUAUACCACCAACGCUGCACAGCCCGGGCCGCCCCGGACGCCGGCCCAGGCUCCGCACCAGCGCCUCCUCGCCCUCUCGCCACCGCCUCCGCCGCCUGCCGCAAGCCCUGCCCCGACCGGUGCCGGCCGGCCGCAGCUCUGCGCCGUCGCGGGCGCCACCAGAGCGGGCCGCCCGGCGCCCCACCCGCGCCACCCCCCACGCAGCCCUGGCUGCUCCCGCAGGCACGAAACGACCCGCCCGCCGCCUCCGCCGCCCGCCUCUGGGGGGCGCUCUCGCCGCCCUGCGGCUCCCGGGCCCUCGGCUGCCCGCCGGGGAGCCCCGCCCCUUGCCCCCUGCCCCCGUGCGCGACCGCCACUGUGCCCCGGGUCGCACGUCCACACCCGUCCCAUACCCCCCGCACCUGCCUCGUCAGCUGCGCACAAAGAAUCAGUCCCCCCGUCCCUACUCUUCUUCUCGCCCGCCUUCCCCUCCGGACCCGCCCCGGCCCCCGCCCCCGCCCAGCCGCGCGGGAUGGCGGCGGGAGAAGACCGCCCGACCGGCAAGCAUGGCUGCGCGAGCGAGCCGGAGGGCCCCGCGCCGGGGAUGGGCCGCGGCUGGCGGCGGGGGCGGCGUGGGUGUCCGGACGCCGGCAGCAGGGUGCGCGCCCCGGGAAGGGGGAGGGGGCGGCGGCGAGGACCGCGGCGAGGGCGGCGGCGCCAGCAGAUCUCCCCUGGAGGCGUGGGUUCGAAUCCCACUCCUGACACGCCCACCUUUUGGCCCGCCCAACGCGGGCUCUCCGCACCCGGGCCUGGACGACGCCCUGUCUGUCCCGCCUUACACGCCGCUGGCUGCGGCUGCGGGCUGCGGGCUGCGGGCUGGCGGCGCCCUGGCACACGUGGCCCGGGGACCCACGCAGCUGCAGCGCCUCGGCCCUCCCGGCCACAGGCUUGGCGCCCCCCGCGCCCAUCCCUCCCCCGCCACCUCCCGCGCCCUCUCCUCCAUCCUCAUCCCACGGCGGCCGGCGGGCCUCGGCAACUCGGCAAGUCGGCGGCACGGCUCUCCGGGGGCUCCGUUUGCCCUCUUCCUUCCCGCCGCCGCCCCCUGCAGGCCAGCCGCGGGCCGAAAUGCCGGCAAGCCCCGCGCGGGCCGGGCCACGCUCCCACUGAGGGGCGCGCCUCGCUCGCCUCCUCGCUCUCCCAGCCCCGCCCUACACCUCCCCCCCGCCCGCCGCCGGGAGCGCGGGGGUCCCCCACGGCCUGUCCUUUCCGCCGGCCCCCAUUCAUUCCGUGGUCUCCACCCCCUCCGUCCCCGGGGCGCCCACGAGGCGUGGCCACCCGGAGGCCUCACCACGGCCACACGCCCGCCAGGCGGGCAGCCGAGCCCUCCGCGCGCCAGCCAGAGACGGGACCCCCGCCCCGUUCGCUGGGCCUGGCCCGGGGGGGGCGGGGUGGGGUCCACCCCGCCGUGGUGGCUCCGGGGAGCCCUGAGCGCAAGGCAGCCCUGCCUCCCCGGGCCCCCUCCGCGCCGGAAGCCGCUGCGGGGGCCGGGGCUCCAGGACGCCAGCGCGCUCCCUCACCGCGCCGCCCGCCAGCCAGCCAGCCGGCGGCCGCUCCGCCCAGCGCACCUGCCGGCCUCACCCCCACCGCAGCCCAGCCGGCCCCGACGGAUAGCUGCGGGGCAGAGCUCACACGCCUUUCUUUGGCCUCUUGGCUUGGGCGCUACUCUCGGCGGCCCCCAUCUCCGACGACGACACCGACGCCGACACGCCACACACGCGCACCCACACCCCCCCCCCCCCACCCCGCGGCACCCCGGGAGCGCACACAAUCCGAUCUCCGGGCCCCAUCCGGCCCCCGCCGCGCGCACUGCACGGGCCGGAGAGCCAUCCGCCCAUGGGCCUUCGGGGGGGCGCCGGAGGGAAGGGAAGGUCCGCGCUGAGCUGCGCCGGCCACAGACGCCCCCGCGCUGCCUGGGAAUCGGGCGCGGGUCAGGCUUGGCCCAGGCUUGCUCCUCCCGGCAGGACAGUGGUCUGGCGGCGGGCCCCGCCCCAGGGAGAGGGCGCAGGGUGAGCCGAGUCCGCCUCGGGGCCUCGCUGGGACCGUGGGCGCCGCGCGCCGGCCCGAGCCCGAGCCCGAGCCCGAGCCCGAGCCCUCGGCGCAUCUGCACGGGCGCGGAGCCUGUCUUGCAGACCGCGGGCCCGCCGCCCGCCCCCGCGCAGCGGGUGCUCACCACUGGCCGUGCCGGGACGACGACGAGCGCCGCUGGGGAAGCCGUCUGGUGGCCGCCGCCACCGGUGCAUGGGUGGUUCAGUGGUAGAAUUCUCCGCCUGCCACGCGGGAGGCCCGGGUUCGAUUCCCGGCCCAUGCAGCGCGCCGCCCCCUUUUGGCCGCGCGCGCCCGGCUUCCUCGCGCACGCGCUCAAGCCACAGGGCCUGAGCCUGAACCAGCUGUGCUCACGCCGGGGGCCCUGCCCUCCUGCCCCGCCCCGCUUCCCCCUGCCGACUUGUCUGUUCUGGUCUCUCGCCCGUGGCCGCCAGCCCUGGCCGCCACGCUCCACCCGGCUGCCCGCCCCCUGCCGCCCGACGUGGCCCAGGUCCCUUGCCCGGCCCACGUUGUCCUUGCCCUUUUUCUCUCCAUGA
Molecule: messenger RNA, 2628 nt
Organism: Canis lupus familiaris (dog)
Lineage: Eukaryota; Metazoa; Chordata; Mammalia; Carnivora; Canidae
Product: basic proline-rich protein-like
Exons: 3
Coding region: 1-2628 (875 amino acids)
Source: RefSeq, a predicted model, not a curated record